Molecule: messenger RNA, 953 nt
Organism: Rhodamnia argentea
Lineage: Eukaryota; Viridiplantae; Streptophyta; Magnoliopsida; Myrtales; Myrtaceae
Product: agamous-like MADS-box protein AGL66
Exons: 10
Coding region: 220-915 (231 amino acids)
Biological process (GO): regulation of transcription by RNA polymerase II
Molecular function (GO): DNA-binding transcription factor activity, RNA polymerase II-specific; RNA polymerase II cis-regulatory region sequence-specific DNA binding; protein dimerization activity
Source: RefSeq, a predicted model, not a curated record
CUCGAUUUCCUUCCAAGUGCGUUUUGACUAAUGUGGCCUGAAGAUGGAAGCUUUGACAAUUGGCUAACUGAGCAUGACUCUCACUUUGCAUGGCCUGGAGAGUUAAUGCAUCUUCUCAUCUGUUGGCUUAUACAAUCCCUCCACUGAACUCUUACUAAGCCACAGCCAAAUCUUUCCCUCAUUGAUUCGCAUUCCUCCGUCUCUCCUGCUCGCGUCGCCAUGGGCCGUAAGAAGUUGAUCGUGCAGAGGAUCGAUAAUCAUGCCGGUCGGGUAGUGACCUAUAGGAAGCGCAGGGAUGCGAUUGUCAAGAAGGCCGCCGAGCUAUCGGCGACGUGUGGCAUGGAUGUCGGUCUGAUAAUGUUUUCUCCGAAUGGUCGACUGACUAGCUUAGCCAGCAUCAGUGUCGAGGAUGUCUUUCUGCGGUAUCUCAACCUCCCCAAUGCAUCGCAAGCGGGGGUAGUCGAAAACCAAGACGUUUUGCGUCAAGGCCUCAAACAUGGGAAGUGUGAAGCACAAAUGCUCGAAACCCUGACAAAAAUACAGGAUCUCGAGGAAGAACUCGCGGUGGUUAAUCAGCAACAAGCUGAAGCACAGGAUAAGAUCAGAUGUUACGCUCCAGAGCCGGAAGAAGUCGGAUCGGUUCGAGAAGCUGAAGUGCACAUGAGGUUUCUUAAUGACGCUAUCAGGCGCAUAGAACUUCUAAAACAAGCAAAAUGGUCAUGGAACUGCCUUCUGCCUCAAGAAUCGGCGAGUUAUGAGGUACCAGCUGCAUUAGCCAGGGGUUCAAAUCUGGCAACUAACAAUUCUGCAUGUUCGAUCCUGGAGAGGGACCGUCCUGACGAGAAGCGUCACAGUGAAGCGGAGCCACAACCAAGCAUUGGCUUCUUGAAGUCGCAAGCAGAGUGGAACAUUUAGAUGAGCCUCGACUCAAGGACUGAACCUUCGGCUUGCUC